Pseudoliparis swirei is the source of this 1339-nucleotide messenger RNA. It is a transcript of the gene stx18, whose product is annotated as syntaxin 18. Gene Ontology annotation, cellular component: endoplasmic reticulum; SNARE complex. Gene Ontology annotation, biological process: retrograde vesicle-mediated transport, Golgi to endoplasmic reticulum. The record is from RefSeq and is a predicted model, not a curated record. Lineage: Eukaryota; Metazoa; Chordata; Actinopteri; Perciformes; Liparidae. The transcript is spliced from 11 exons. Bases 52 to 1008 code for a protein of 318 amino acids.
GUCAGUUGGUGACGUGUCGGUUUGUUUUGAGCCUGCUGCUGCGGGGCAGACAUGGCGGCGGACAUCACGCUGCUGUUCAGGGCCAGCGUGAAGACGGUGAAGACCCGCAACAAGGCGAUCGGAGUCGGCUUUGACUCGUCGCCCAGAGAUGAGAUCUUCAAGAGGAGCAGAGCCAAGAGCAGCUUCUCCCCGAAGGCCAAGGAAGUGAUCUCGAACAUCACCAAGCUCAAAGACUUUCUGCUGCAGCACCGGAAAGAUUACGUGAGCGCGGGAAGCCUCAUCUCGUCGGAUCUGACCCGCAUGACGGACAACGAGCGGGACCAGAUCGACCAGGACGCCCAGAUCUUCAUGAGGACCUGCUCCGAGGCCAUCAGGCAGCUGCGCCUCGAAGCAGAGAAGCAGGUGACGUCGGCCCAGAUCAAGAAGCACCGAGGGGCCGUGCUGGACCUCAUAGAGGUCUACCUGAGAGGAGUCUGUAAGCUGUACUCUGAGCAGAGAGCCGUCCGCGUGAAGAGGACGGUGGACAAGAAGAGGCUGUCCCGGCUGGAGCCGGAGCACCGCGGCAAGGUGCCCAGGAUGGAGGAGACUGUGAAGGAGGAAAGUCCUGAGAGGAGCGUGUCGGAGGUCCCGGACCGCCCCGUGGGCCUGUGGGACCCGGAGGGCCGAGCGGAGGACGAGCUCUCGCCGGAGGAGGUCCAGAUGUUCGAGCAGGAGAACCAGAGGCUGGUGGGGGAGAUGAACAGCCUGGUGGACGAAGUGAGGCAGAUCGAGGGCAAGGUGGUGGAGAUCUCUCGCCUGCAGGAGGUCUUUGCUGAGAAGGUCCUGCAGCAGGAAACGGAUAUCGGCAGCAUCCAUCAGCUGGUGGUGGGCGCCACGGAGAACGUCAAGGAGGGAAACGAGGACAUCCGAGAGGCGAUCAAAAACAACGCGGGCUUCCGGGUCUGGAUCCUGUUCUUCCUGGUCAUGUGCUCCUUCUCGCUGCUCUUCCUGGAUUGGUACGACAGCUAACGGGCCGCGAGGACUCGCCUGGAGGAACCCGUCUUCCCGUGGAGAGCUGAGGGCCUGUGAGCGGCGCCGGGCGGCUCCUCCCCCGACCACCACUAUCUGACCUCGUUGGCCCAGAGCUUAAACAGAGCUCCUUCAUGGAGGAGCGCGUCCGCUUCCAACGCCUCCGUCUGGCUGAAGGAGACGUCGCGUCCCGCCUGAGGGAGGCUGCUCCGACGAGCCGCCUCAUGUUUAGAGAGAUGCUGCAUGAUGACACGCUUAUUAUUAAUAUGAUGAGUGGAUAUCCAUCAUAACUGUACUGACACGUUCUAGUAAAACCGAGCAGUCGUCUUCA